This is a messenger RNA of Rotaria sp. Silwood2, 1119 nucleotides long. The record is from the annotation of a GenBank genome assembly. NCBI's taxonomy places the organism in Eukaryota, Metazoa, Rotifera, Eurotatoria, Philodinida, Philodinidae.
GUGAGUUAUCAAGCAUGGGAUGAACGAAAUUAUAAUAUAUUUUAUCAAUUAUGUACACAAGCAAAUCAAUCUGAUAUGAAAUCUCUUGCACUAUUACCAGCUAAUAAAUUUCGAUAUACAUCAGAAGGAAAUGCAAUAAUAAUUAAAGGUGUUAAUGAUGCUGAACAAUUUUUAGAAACACGCGAAGCACUUGCACUUCUUGGUAUUGAGAAUAAAGUUCAAAUGUCAAUAUUUCGUCUUCUCUCUGCUAUACUUCAUUUGGGAAAUGUUGUUAUUGAUGAAGGUGAAAGUGAAACAACAUUCGUUAAAGAAUCAGAUAAAUCAUUUUCAACAUUUUGUUCUCUUCUUAAACUUGAUGAAAAUCGUAUGAGAACAUGGUUAUGUAAUAAAAGAAUUAAAACUGGUGUUGAAGUUGUCACUACAACACUCAAUCUUAAUCAGGUAUUAUUUUAAAAUUGAUUUAUUUUAUUAAAUUCCAGUCUUGCCGAAUCGAGAUAUAAGCUCAUUCAAUAAUGAUAUUCAUUUGUUUUGAUCUUGCACCAUAUGUUGCUUGUAUCGAUGUUCAUUUCUACUGAACGUACCGUUGAACCGUUGCAUUAUUCUCUCUAUGACUGCAGACCAUUAAAUUAGUGGGGAGAAGCAAGGUGAUUUCUCCCUCCUAUUGUUUAUCUUUCGAUGAAACAUAUUACCUAUGUAAAAGCGAUGUUCUGUUUACAAUUUUUUAAAGAAAAUCAAUUAGUUUUCUCUCAAAGAGAAACUGAAUCAGAUCAUAUUUUGAAAAUUGAUAUAUUAAAAGAUAGAAUAUAAGACAACCAUGAAAAGUAUGGUCUAAUCAUCAAUAUAUCUCAAAUUCAUUUACUAACUACUGCAAAAUACUAUAUGCAAAAUCCAGCUCAAUAUCUAGAUAGUAAAAUCAAGUGUCCUUUUAGUGAACAUAUUGCAAUAAAGUAGUUUAUCAGAUAUCCAUUGAAUAUUGUAUCUUAAAGUAUAUCAGUUUCCAAUAGUUUCCAUGAAAUUACCCAGUAUAGGUGUACCUUUUCAGAUAUGCUACUUAAAAUAUUUUCGUAGAUAAUAGUGAAGGAUGUCAGUGGAGAGAAGAAGAACACUGACACAAUAGAC